UCCUCCUCCUCUUCAGCAUCUUCAUUUCACUGCUGGGAGCAGCGCGACAUGACUUUAGACCGACACAUUUAAACGUAGCUUUUCCUCUCUUCUCAAUGAAUAUCCUUCAAAUGCCGACGAGGGAGCAUUAAGGAUAAGUGGUAAGCCCAGCUCAUUGGAAAGGUUCGCUUUGGAGUUCAUAAUGGGAUUACGCAUGAUGGGAACUCCACUUUACGCGUUUGCGUGCGUCUACUCUUUUGUUUUCUUCUUGCAAGCUGUGCAGUCUCAGACAAAUUCAGGGACCCAACAAGGAAAUAAUCAAAGAGCAUCUCUCCGGCAGACGCUACAGUGGUCACACAACGGCAAUGUCUUUAGCAUUUUAAGCCAGGGCUCGCAGUAUCAGCCACCGAGGCGCAAGGGCGCAUCUCAGCAGCAAGUGCAGGCGCGACCUGUCACCAUCAUUCGUGAUGGGGACGUGAGGCAUCCGGACCCUUCAAGUGACGUUGUGGCCCAGCAGCAGCAAGAGCAGCAGCCUCCCCGGCCGGGUGCCGAGCCGCGGAAGCCCCACGACCUCCCGUCCCCGCUCCAGCGGCUCGUGAGAGGCCACGACCACCGCCAGCAUCGCAACGAGCGCCUCGGUGAGCGCGCGGGGACGCAGAGGAGCAGCAACGGGACCCAGAAGAAGGAGGGCACUGUUAGUCCGCCUCUGCCCCGGAGAGAAGACAUGAUGGUCGCUGAUGAUCCCUACGACCCGUACAAGUCAAUUGAUGGAGAUAACCCGUAUUACAAUCAUUACGACGUUUACGAAAGACCGAGCAGGCGAUCGAACCCCGGACACGGCACAAGAUAUCACCAGUAUGGUCUACCUGAUUUGGUACCUGACCCAUACUACAUUCAAGCCUCUUCUUAUGCCCAGAGAGUCCCGAUGUACAGCCUGAGAUGUGCAGCUGAGGAGAACUGUUUGUCAAGCUCAGCCUAUUCAGCCAGCAUUCGAGACUACGACACCCGCAUGCUGCUGAGGUUCCCUCAGCGAGUAAAGAACCAGGGGACGGCAGACUUCCGCCCCAGCAGGCCACGUUACACCUGGGAGUGGCACAGCUGUCACCAGCACUUCCACAGCAUGGACGAGUUCAGCCACUACGAACUGCUGGAUGCCUCCACUCACCACUCGGUGGCCGAAGGCCACAAAGCCAGCUUCUGCCUGGAGGACACGUCCUGCGACUACGGCUACUACAGGCGAUUUGCCUGCACCUCACAUACCCAGGGCUUGAGCCCAGGAUGUUAUGAUACCUACAACGCGGACAUCGACUGCCAGUGGAUUGACAUCACAGAUGUGAAACCUGGAGACUAUAUUCUCAAGAUCAGUGUAAAUCCAAAUUAUCAUGUCCCAGAAUCAGACUACAGCAACAACGUUGUGCGCUGUAGCGUUCACUACACUGGCAACUACGCCUCUGUGUCAGGUUGUCAUAUGUCAUCGUAUUAGAUAACAUAACGUGACUCACAGGGACGCAGCAAAGAUGUUCUGUAAAUGGCGGUGCAGACGACUGCAUUCGAAAGCAUCUUCGGAGGAUUACAAAAUUGUGAUUUAAAACCUUUAAAUGCUCCCAAGUUAGAAACAAAUGGUAGGAAUCAUCUGAAUCAUUUCUUUUUGCUUGUUUUUCUUCAUACUGAUGAAGUAUGUUGUUAUCUAAUCUUUUCACAAGAAUAUUUGUAAUCUCUUACUUUUAUUGCAUUAUACUGUACGCUUGUGUUGUAUACCACUUGGAGGAUAGAUAAGGAAUAAAAUCCAUUACAUUUAGAAUCCAUAGUGUCCAAGUGUCCAGUUUAGUGUCACUUUAAAAUCCAUAUUCACAAUUUCAAAUGAAUCAGAUGUUAAGAAAAUGUAUUUAUAUGCAACAAAAGAAACUGUUUACUACAAAAAAUAUGUUGAAAAUGAAUUGAAUAAAAUGUGAUAUUGUAUCACUUUUUUGGGCCAACCA
Pungitius pungitius (ninespine stickleback) is the source of this 1958-nucleotide messenger RNA. It is a transcript of the gene loxa, whose product is annotated as lysyl oxidase a. Gene Ontology annotation, biological process: collagen fibril organization; peptidyl-lysine oxidation. NCBI's taxonomy places the organism in Eukaryota, Metazoa, Chordata, Actinopteri, Perciformes, Gasterosteidae. The transcript is spliced from 7 exons. The coding region runs from base 182 to 1462 and encodes 426 amino acids. The record is from RefSeq and is a predicted model, not a curated record. Gene Ontology annotation, molecular function: protein-lysine 6-oxidase activity; copper ion binding.